Molecule: messenger RNA, 1653 nt
Organism: Vitis vinifera (wine grape)
Lineage: Eukaryota; Viridiplantae; Streptophyta; Magnoliopsida; Vitales; Vitaceae
Product: pentatricopeptide repeat-containing protein At1g77360, mitochondrial
Exons: 2
Coding region: 75-1469 (464 amino acids)
Cellular component (GO): chloroplast
Molecular function (GO): protein binding
Source: RefSeq, a predicted model, not a curated record
AAAAUAUUGACACCUCAGAGGUCUUCCUCCCCAAAGUGAUGUCCUUCUCUCUGAAUUCCUAGAAAUUGGAAGCCAUGGCUGAAAGCCAGACAAACCCUAAACCAAAAGAAAUCUCCCCGGACGCCAAAACCCUCCUCCAAAUCAUUUCCGCCACCGCCCCCCACGCCCUCGUCGCCGCCCUCUCCGCCACCUCCAUCCCCCCAACCCCGGACGUCGUCCAAGACGUCCUCCGCCUUUCCUACUCCAACUCCUCAGCUGCCGUCGAGUUCUUCCGUUGGGCGGGCCUCACGCGUAAGCACUCCGCUCACUCAUGGAACCUCAUCGUCGACCUACUCGGCAAGAACUCCAAGUUCGAGCCCAUGUGGGACGCAAUUCGGUCCAUGAGGAAUGAGGGUGCGUUGUCGUUGUCCGCUUUUAUUUCUGUUUUCGGAAGCUAUUGCUCCGUCGGCAGGGUUAAUGAGGCGAUUAUGAGCUUUGAGGUUAUGGACAGGUAUGGAAUUCCACCGGAUGUGGCAGCAAUGAAUGCUCUAUUAAGUGCCAUUUGCUGCGAGGGUGGCUCAACUACACUGGCGCUUGAAUUCUUUGAGAAAAUCAAAGUGAAGAUUACACCAGAUGGUGAUACUUUCAUGAUCUUGUUGGAGGGGUGGGAGAGAGAAGGCAACGUGACAAAGGCGAAGAGUACUUUUGGGGAAAUGGUGGUUCGACUUGGUUGGAGUCCGCAAAAUAUGGUGGCUUACAACUCGGUUUUGAUGACACUUGUUCGAGGAAUGGAGGUGGAGGAGGCAAUCAAGUUUCUUCUAGUGAUGAAAGGGAAGGGUUGCUUGCCAGGUUUGAAAUUCUUCUCUAAUGCUCUUGAUGUUCUCCUUAAGCAGAAUGAUUCAACUCAUGCAAUUGCUUUGUGGGACAUAAUGUUGGAUGGUGGUUUCAUGCCAAAUUUGAUGAUGUAUAAUACCAUAAUUGGUAUACUCUGCAAUGCUGGUGAUGCUGAUAACGCAUUUCGGUUUUUGGAUGAGAUGGUUUUCUAUGGUGUGUUUGCUGAUUCUUUCACGUAUAACAUGAUUUUUCAAUGUCUUGUUAAGCAUAAGAAGGUUCAUGAAGCGGGAAAGUUCUUCAUCGAAAUGAUCAAGAAUGAAUGUCCUCCAAUGCCUUCUAAUUGUGCUGCUGCUAUUGCAAUGUGUUUUGAUGGUGAUGACCCGGAGAUGGCAAUUGAGAUUUGGAGCUAUAUGAUUGAGAACUCACUCUCUCCUGUUGACGAGAGUGCAAAUGCAUUGCUUAUUGGGCUUUGUAAUUUGCGUAGGUUUUCUGAUUACAGGAGGUUUGCAGAAGAUAUGCUUGAUAUGAAGAUUAAAAUUCAUGAGUCAACCAUGGAAAAACUGAAGAAUGCACGCUACAAAGAUGGUAGAAGUGCAAGAGAUACAUGUGAUAGUUUAUGGAAAAGGUGGAAAGUAUCUCAAGAUUCUGUUUUAUGAACUUGUUUUUUUCUUUUUUCUUUUUGGCGGGAUUUGGAUGCCCUGCCUUUUGUUUUGAUAAUGUUUGCGAACAUCUUUGAUGUGUGGCAAUCAUGAAUGGAAAAAUCUUUCAUAACAAGCAGAUUUUACCAUUUCUUGGUUGUGCUACUUUAGUUUUAAAUCCCCAUUUUGAUGCCUUGCUUUC